This is a messenger RNA of Dermacentor silvarum, 1248 nucleotides long. RefSeq lists its product as uncharacterized. The coding region runs from base 1 to 531 and encodes 176 amino acids. The transcript has 5 exons. Lineage: Eukaryota; Metazoa; Arthropoda; Arachnida; Ixodida; Ixodidae. The record is from RefSeq and is a predicted model, not a curated record.
AUGCAGCUGGUGCUGCCUUCUGGUGACGGUUGCGGGGGAUGGGAGAAAGUGACAGCACUUUGCGAGGUUCCAUUGCCGCGACCUUCGGUAUUCGGAAUCAAGAAAAGACCUACCUUCAGCAUUGGCCUCCACGACUACGUGGGCAGACCUAACGGGCUGCUGAACUUCUUAGAGAUAGUCGGCGGCCUCGCCUUGUACACGUCGAUAUCGGCCAGCCCGGGGGACUCGAAGGCGGUGCGCCUUCUGUCGAGCUCGGCGUUCACGUUCAGCUUCAACAGCGUCUGCAUGAUGGUGGCCAGCAUGGCCAGCCCCCAGUGCGCCUAUUACCUGCCGCGCACGUUUUACUACGUCGUCUUCCAAGGGCUGGGUGCCUUCUGCUACCUUAUCGGCACCUUCUUUACCAUGCAAGACAGUCAGCAAGUACCGGCCCAUUUGAUGAUCGGCUACUGCGUUGGAGGACUUCACGCCUUGCACUGCGGCUACGCCUGCUACAAAGUGUACAUCCAGAAAGGGAGGUCCGGAUGGCUAUGAGGAGUCUGCGCCGUCGAGAGCCCAGCUGGCUGUGUUGCAAAGCGUUAUCUGUAGUCUUAAAUAUAUUUGUUAGCGCGCAUGCGUUGUGAGGUUAGUCUGUACACAACCGCGCUGAUACGUCGUCGCGGAAUGAUUUUUGCGGUCCGCAAUAUAUACAAGUUCUCUGUGCAGAAAAGAGUCACAUUGAUGGCUUUUAGUUAAACCGGUGCUGUGGGACUAGUUGGUGGAAAAAGACAACAGCCUGGCUCUGCUUGAAUGCAACUUACCAAUAUCGUGAAUAAACCGCUACCGCAUGUUUUGUUGCCAGUUGAAAUUCACUCUAUUGUUAUUUGAACAACCGACAAAUGGGGCUCUUUGAUUAACCGACUGACCUGGUUGCUCUUUGACUGACUUACUAGAUGAAUAGCUGUGGUUGCCUGUGGUUGUCUGGUGGGUCGCAGGUGGGGUGGCUGGCUCGUUUGCUCGCAGGAUGGGCCGCGUUGAGCUGGGUUGCGCCAGGCCGGGCUGUCCUGACAUGACUUAACCGAGGGUAGCAUUCUGGAAAUUGUCGAAUUCCGCCAUAUUGUCAACUUCGCUAUCUCAUCAGUUCUGAUGGGAUCGACAUGCCGCCAGUUCAGGAGUUUGACGAUAUGGCGGAAUUUCAAAGUGUCAAGAAUGUGCGCUGGCUGGCUGGGAACGAGUGAGGUAAUGACUGUUCUGUUUACUGCGCUAUACUGU